Messenger RNA from Theobroma umbraticum, 2990 nucleotides. The record is from RefSeq and is a predicted model, not a curated record. Lineage: Eukaryota; Viridiplantae; Streptophyta; Magnoliopsida; Malvales; Malvaceae.
AGUUUCCUCUUCCCCAAGAACCCGGGGCCUUGUCAUUUCCACUUUUUAUUUUUUUUUCAAAACACAAGAUUGCAUUUUCUCCUCAUUUCAUUUCAUUUCAACUUCAGUUUCUAGACGUUACUUUCUCUCUCUCUCUCUCUCUCUCUGUGCAGACCCCAAAAGGGGGUAAGAAAUCUCUUUCAUUAGUUUUCUUGGUAGCAUCGAUGGAGAUGUUGUUUGAGGAUAAAUGGUUUGGUUGUUUAUUAAAGGCGGUUCUUAUUCUAUCCUUUGAUAUUUACUCUUCGGAUCCGUAAGCAACACACUCCAUACCACUUCACUGUUAUCUCCCUUUCUCGCUAGAUCUGUUUCAGCUUUGCUCUUCUCAGUGGAUUUUUUACUUCAAUCUUUAAUCUUUCUUGUUUUCUUGGUAACUGAAGCAUGUGCGGUGGUCCGGAGCAAUCAAAAUCUGAGUCCAAUCCUACGUCAACUAGAGAACCAACAUCUAACGCCAAAGACAUGGAUCAUCUAACUGUGAAAACUGAAGACUCCUUUUCCAGCUUACUUGAGCUUGCUUCUAACAAUGAUGUUGAGGGCAUUAAGCAAUCCAUAGUGCAGGAUGCUUCUUCAGUCGAUGAGGUUGGACUUUGGUAUAGUCGUGAAAAGGGCUCAAACCAAAUAGUUGCAAAGCAUAGAACUCCAUUAAUGGUUGCUGCUACCUAUGGUAGUGUUGAUGCAGUUAAGCUUAUACUGACUCACUCAGCGGCCGAUGUCAACCUAUCGUGCGAUACAAACAAAAGUACUGCCCUUCACUGUGCUGCCUCGGGUGGAUCUCUUCAUGCAAUUGAUGUUGUCAAGCUACUUUUAUCAGCUGGUGCUGAUCCGAAUUGCACUGAUGCCAUUGGCCACCGACCUGUUGAUGUUGUUGUUGUACAUCCAAAGCUUCAAAGCAUGAGAGCUGUUCUUGAAGAACUUCUUUCAGGACAUGUUUCUGAUGACUCUUUUAGGGAGCACAACUUAAGGAUAUCCAUUGAUAACUCUACCUCUAGCUCGCCAACCCUUUCUUCUUCACUGGAGAAUGGAUCACCACCUUCUCCUUCGAAUUUGGCAUCUUCUCCAAUGGCUUCAAAAUUCAAUGAUAUACCUGUUAAUUCUGCACCUGAGAAAAAAGAAUACCCAGUUGAUCCAUCUCUCCCUGAUAUCAAGAACAGCAUUUAUGCAACUGAUGAGUUUCGCAUGUUUUCAUUCAAGAUCCGCCCUUGCUCAAGAGCAUACUCCCAUGAUUGGACAGAGUGUCCAUUUGUCCAUCCAGGAGAGAAUGCACGCAGAAGGGACCCACGUAAGUACCACUACAGCUGUGUACCUUGCCCUGAUUUCAGAAAAGGGGCUUGUAGACGAGGGGAUAUGUGUGAAUAUGCCCAUGGAGUUUUUGAAUGUUGGCUACAUCCAGCACAAUACCGGACUCGGCUGUGCAAGGAUGGCACAAGUUGUAAUAGGCGGGUCUGCUUUUUUGCUCAUACAGCUGAGGAACUGCGCCCGCUGUAUGUCUCUACCGGCUCUGCUGUUCCUUCACCACGCUCAUCUGCAUCUGCUGCUAAUGUCAUGGACAUGGCUGCUGCUAUGAGCCUUUUACCUGGUUCACCCUCAUCAGUAUCUGGCAUGUCUCCUUCACCAUUUAAUCAGGGCAUGUCUCCGUCGGCAAAUGGCCUUUCCCACUCAUCUGCAGCAUGGCCACAGCCAAAUGUUCCAACACUUCAUCUCCCUGGAAGCAACCUUCAAUCAAGCCGCCUGAGAUCCUCCCUUAGUGCCCGAGACAUCCCACCUGGGGACUUUGACAUGUUGCGUGAUUUUGAUGCCCAGCAACAGAUUCUAAAUGAUUUAACCUGUUUCUCUCAGUCCCGUAACAACUCAGUGUCCGUGAGUCGCUCUGGUUGGUCUAAAACAUUAACUCCUUCAAACCUUGAAGAGCUGUUUUCUGCAGAAAUCUCUUCAUCUCCUAGAUAUACUGAUCAGACAGCUGCUUCUGCUGUAUUCUCCCCAACCCAUAAAUCAGCUGUUCUUAAUCAAUUCCAACAGCAACAGAGCAUCUUAUCUCCAAUCAGUACAAAUGUUUUCUCACCCAAAAAUAUUGAGCAUCCUCUGUUGCAGGCUUCUUUUGGUGUUGGGUCUCCUGGAAGAAUGUCACCAAGAAGUACUGAGCCAAUCUCCCCUAUGGCUGCUCGCAUCUCAGCAUUUGUUCAGCGUGAGAAGCAGCAGCAGCAGCUACGCAGCCUUAGCUCAAGGGAACUUGGAUCGAACAAUCCUGCUUCAAUUGUUGGAUCUCCUGUGAAUUCUUCUUGGUCCAAGUGGGGAUCACCUAAUGGAAAGUUGGACUGGUCAGUUAAUGGAGAUGAAAUGGGUGAAUUGCGGAGAUCAUCAUCAUUUGAGCUGGGGAACAACGGUGAGGAGCCUGAUUUGUCAUGGGUCCAAUCUCUUGUGAAGGAAUCCCCACCUGAGAUGAUGAAAGAGAAGUUGGCUGUUUCUGUGCCAGGUGGUGCACCACCUGGUGAGGUUCUGAAUAAUUCUAAUUCCCAGAUCGAUUCUGUCGAUCAUUCUGUUAUAGGAGCUUGGCUUGAGCAGAUGCAGCUCGAUCAGCUUGUAGUCUAGAGAAACAAGAGUUCAUUUUUUUUCCUCAUCAAGAUAAGUGAAAAAACAGAUUUCUCAAGGUACAUAAUUUUUAUGGGUCCUUUGCCAGUGAGAAAGAUAGAACUGGGAAGUGAAAGUGCUGAAGGCAGGAAAAAAGAAGUGUGGCGUAAAGAGUUGGUGGAAAAUUUCUGGGAAUUUUAUUCAAUUUUUUUUUAUCAUUUAUUGUUUACUGCAGAAUUCCUGCAAAAGGUGUAGAAAGCCUCUUCCUGGGCUAAAUAUUAAGCAAUGGAGCCCGGGUUCUGGUCUUUCUCUUCCAUCAUAUCUGUUUCUAGGAUUACUAUUUUUUACUAUGAUUUUCUUUAUUAAAGGAAGGGUAGCUACAUGUUUAA